Messenger RNA from Phycomyces blakesleeanus NRRL 1555(-), 1077 nucleotides. RefSeq lists its product as hypothetical. Gene Ontology annotation, biological process: ribosome biogenesis; endonucleolytic cleavage of tricistronic rRNA transcript (SSU-rRNA, 5.8S rRNA, LSU-rRNA). The coding region runs from base 1 to 1077 and encodes 358 amino acids. Gene Ontology annotation, cellular component: nucleolus. The transcript has 7 exons. Gene Ontology annotation, molecular function: RNA endonuclease activity. The record is from RefSeq and is a predicted model, not a curated record. Lineage: Eukaryota; Fungi; Mucoromycota; Mucoromycetes; Mucorales; Phycomycetaceae.
AUGAGCAAAUUAGUACGAUACGAAGGCCACAACUACCUAAGACAGCGCCUGAUACUAGCAACACUUAGCGGAAAGACAGUUCGCAUUGACAAGAUCCGCUCUAAUGACGAAAAUCCUGGUCUGAAAGAAUACGAAGCAAGCUUUCUUAAAUUGCUUGAGAAAGUAACCAACGGAUCGACGAUCGAGAUCAGUUACACAGGUACCUCGAUCGUAUAUAGACCUGGAGGUAUUCAGGGAGGACGUGUGGAACACGAUUGCGGCACAGAUAGGAGCAUAGCAUAUUUCUUGGAACCUAUGAUUGCACUUGCUCCAUUUUCCAAAUUGCCAUUUGUUCUGACCCUACAGGGAAUCACAACCGAUCACAUUGAUAUUUCGAUGGAUAGCGUUCGGACAGUUUUGUUACCUCAAUUGAAGCGAUUUGGUAUUGAGGAGAAUGUGGAACUCAAGAUUUCAAAGAGAGGAGCACCACCAUUAGGUGGAGGAGAGGUCAUGUUCACUUGUAAUUGUGUUCGUCAGUUAAAGCCAGUUCAGUUCACAGAAGAGGGUAGAAUUAAGCGUAUUCGUGGUAUUGCGUACUGUACUCGUGUAUCACCACAGACUGCCAACCGUCUAGUUGAAUCUGCACGCUCUGUGUUGAACCGGUAUAUUCCUGAUAUUUACAUUUACACUGACGUAUACAAGGGAGCCGAGAGUGGAAAGUCUCCUGGUUUUGCUCUGUCUCUGGUAGCAGAAACAACAAAGGGUGCUCUUUUGUCUGCAGAGAAGGCAGCUGAGCCUGGACAGACUCCAGAAGAUGUUGGUGUUGUUGCCGCUAGAUUAUUGCUUAAUGAGAUCCAAAAGGGCGGAUGUAUUGAUACAGCAAGUCAAUGGUUGAAUCUUCUGUUAAUGGUUUUGUCACCUGAAGAUGUUGGCAAGGUGCGGGUGGGACAACUCUCCCCAUUCACCAUCCAAUUUUUGCGCGAUCUCAAGGACUUCUUUGGGGUUUCCUUCAAGAUACAACCAGAGGAAUCCUCAAACACUAUCCUGAUGACCUGUGUUGGCAUUGGAUAUGUUAACCACAACAAGAAGACUACCUAG